UGGUGUGGGUGAGCGCUGUUGAAUGCAUGUACCCAGUGGCACUCACAAUCCCUCAGUGCUGCUACUGUCUAGAUAAACAAAUGAAAUGAACUGGGCAAGGUUGCAAGGUGAUCAGGGAAGGCAAGAGACAGAAGGCAAGUACGCAGGGUCGGAGGUGGAAGGGACAAAAAAACCAAGGGAAGCAGGGGGGAAGGGGGUUGCUCAAGCUUGGAAUCCCGCCUAGGUACCCUUUGGGUUCCAAUGGCUUUGAGCAGCGGAGGGGUAUUCUUCAAGAUCUUGGUGUUCCUCUGCUUUAUCAGAUUAUCUCAAGGAAGAAACAAUUCAGCCACACUGGAUCUCCCUCCACUCCGGAAGGCAAGCAGUUUCUCCGAAAUGCAGCAUGAUACAUAUGACUACAUCAUUGUUGGCGGGGGAACGUCUGGAUGCCCGUUGGCAGCAACGCUGUCCAAGAAGUACAAAGUGCUCUUGCUGGAGAGAGGUGGAUCUCCAUACGGAAACCGCAACAUCUCAUACCUUGAGAACUUCCACAUUUGUCUGGCCGAUGAGUCGCCAAAUUCACCAUCUCAGGGUUUCAUCUCCACUGAUGGUGUCAUCAAUGCCCGUGCAAGGGUUCUAGGUGGAGGAACAUGUAUCAAUGCCGGCUUCUACAGCCGAGCCAACCAAAGCAAGAUUGCAUUAGUCUCGAUGCUAAAAGUCAGCAAAAUGGCCAAUGGGAGAAGCCAUGUAGGCUGGACAAACUUUUUCAGAAACGUGUGCAGAUUUGUGCAGGACGCAGGAUGGGAUGAAGAGUUGGUGAAUCAGUCCUACCCUUGGGUCGAAGAGAGGGUUGUGCAUUGGCCAAACAUUGCACCUUGGCAAGCUGCCCUGCGGGAUGGGCUGCUUGAAGCAGGGGUCUCGCCUUACAAUGGAUAUAGCUAUGACCAUAUAUCUGGAACCAAAGUUGGGGGAACCAUCUUUGAUGAGACUGGGUACCGGCACACUGCUGCUGACCUCCUAGCUGCUGGAAAUCCUGCCAAUCUCAGAGUGCUGCUUCAUGCUAGUGUGAACAAAAUAAUUUUCGAGAUGAGCAAAGGGCAUCGGCCAAGUGCUAUUGGAGUUCAAUUCAAGGAUGAGAAUGGCGGGGACCAACAAGCCUUUCUCAUCCAAAAGAGACGCAGUGAGGUUAUUGUCUCUGCCGGUGCAAUUGGAAGCCCCCAGCUGUUAUUGAUCAGUGGCAUUGGACCAAGGAGUGAACUUACGAAGCAUAACAUUUCUGUAGUCCUACACAGUGAACAUGUGGGUAAAGGAAUGUCAGAUAACCCAAUGAACUCCGUAUUUAUACCUACCGAGAAUCCCCCAAAGCAAUCUCUUAUUGAGACUGUUGGAAUAACUGAUGAUGGUGUGUUCAUCGAAGCCAGCAGUGGUUUCAGCCAGACAGCGGACAGCAUCCACUGCCACCAUGGAAUCAUGUCUGCUGAGAUUGGGCAGCUGUCGACGAUUCCUCCAAACCAACGAAGUUUAGAAGCAGUCCGUAAGUAUGUACAAAAUAAAAAUAGCCUGCCGAAAGAAGUAUUUCAUGGGGGGUUUAUUCUUUCGAAGAUUGAUGGGCCACUGUCUACUGGCAACCUAGUUCUUGUGGAUACUGAUGCCAACAGCAAUCCCAAUGUCACCUUCAACUACUUCAAGCAUCCACAGGAUCUGAGACGAUGUGUUUAUGGGAUAAAGACCAUCGAGAGAAUAAUGCAUACAAACACUUUCUCUAACUUUACUCCGAAAGGUGCUCAAUAUCCUAUGGAAAAGUUGCUCAACAUGAGUGUAACAGCUAACAUAAACUUGAUACCGAAGCACACAGAUGAUAGCACAUCCUUCGAGCAGUUUUGCAAGGAUACAGUUGUCACCAUCUGGCAUUAUCAUGGUGGAUGCCAUGUGGGCAAGGUGGUUGACCAAAAUUACCGAGUGAUAGGCACAUCAGGCCUCCGGGUGAUCGACGGAUCAACAUUCUCUAGGUCGCCAGGAACCAAUCCCCAAGCCACAGUCAUGAUGAUGGGCAGAUACAUGGGAGUGAAGAUCCUAAGGGAAAGAUUAGGACGAGCGGCUGGAGUAUAAUAGAUUCUUGGACCUUAUCCAGUUCAUCAAGUAAGAAAGUGAUUUAGGAGAGAAGUACAUAGUAAUUUUUGAAGAGAUUCAUCAACGACCACCACAGAAAGAAAAGUUAGGAGUAUCAUUUGUAUUCUUACCAUUCAUGUGAAAAUAUAUGGCCUGCUAAAAUAUUGUGUUGGUUUUACAUUCCGGCCCUUCUUGCUCCAUUGGAUGUUUUACGGAGAGCAUUUCAAAUGAUGGUUGUGGACAAAACAAACUCUACUACAUGUAGUCACAGCAUAUGGAAGUUAUGAAGAAUAAACGUGCAGACUGCAGAGCACUCGAUGUUAUC
Molecule: messenger RNA, 2410 nt
Organism: Brachypodium distachyon (stiff brome)
Lineage: Eukaryota; Viridiplantae; Streptophyta; Magnoliopsida; Poales; Poaceae
Product: protein HOTHEAD
Exons: 7
Coding region: 241-2085 (614 amino acids)
Molecular function (GO): oxidoreductase activity, acting on CH-OH group of donors; flavin adenine dinucleotide binding
Source: RefSeq, a predicted model, not a curated record